GAGGAAGGUUGAAAGGGAAAGGAAGCGUUACUGAACAAAACAGAACUGAACAGUGUGAAAUAAAUUAGAGGGAGGAACCCUCGAUUUGUGCUUUCGCUCUAUCUUUUACAAAUUUUCCCUUUUUCUUGCUGUGCUGAGUUCAGUAAUUCCAGAAACAUUACGCAAUUUUCAAGCCGAACCCUACUAUCAACUAAGCACUUCUCGGUUUACAAUCUGGAGGUAUGAGUUCGUCUUCGGCAGAUGUUUUUCCAGCAAUUCAGGAAGUUAUGCUGGAGUUCCGUGCUGGUAAAAUGUUUCUCGAGGGAAAAAGGGUUGUUCCUGAUACACGAAAAGGGCUUGUUCGAAUUGUUAGGGCUGAGGAGGGAUUAGUCCAUUUCCAAUGGCUUGAUCGCACACAAAAUAUUGUUGAAGAUGUAUCCUUUGUUUUCUGUUUUGUUAUUCACUUCAAGGGAGUAUCUUUUGUUUUCUCCGUGAUUCAAGUAUUUGUAAUGAUAUAUAAAGUUGGGAACAGAAGGAACCGAAUGCUUAUUGGAACUAUGACACAUUUUUUAACCACAUGUUAACAUUGUGAAUAUUUAAAUAGUGGAACACUAACAGUCUGCUAGAAGCAAAUUAAUAGUAACUGAAGUCUGGAGAUUGAGCUGUGAACUUGUUAAUAUUUUACAUUGUGCUAAAAAUGAAAUAAGUUGGCCUCUUACAACUAGUAUAGGAAG
This is a messenger RNA of Vigna umbellata (rice bean), 713 nucleotides long. Lineage: Eukaryota; Viridiplantae; Streptophyta; Magnoliopsida; Fabales; Fabaceae. The record is from RefSeq and is a predicted model, not a curated record.